Messenger RNA from Galdieria sulphuraria, 1588 nucleotides. RefSeq lists its product as hypothetical. The transcript has a single exon. The record is from RefSeq and is a predicted model, not a curated record. The coding region runs from base 142 to 927 and encodes 261 amino acids. Lineage: Eukaryota; Rhodophyta; Bangiophyceae; Galdieriales; Galdieriaceae.
UCGUAGGAUCUAGGAAUCAAGAUGCCAUUUGUCGUCGAAAUGGAGAAUCUACACGUGGAACGUUAAGUCUAGCCAUGCUAUAAAAGCUGGAUCUGUUUACAUCACAUACUUUAGUCAUCGUUGCUAUAACAAUUUUUAAAUAUGAAAAUCCUUCUCUCUCUCCUUUUCCUUUGCAUCGUUGUUAUCGCCACUACUUCACCCAUUGGCUUCUCCGAGAGUUCUACGUCGGGAGAUGCUUCUGCUUCUGGAUCAUAUUCUGCUGGAAUAGGCUCAAAUACUGAUUUAAAAGGAUCAACUUCAGCUUCUUCGAAAUCUGGUGGAAGUGCAACUUCUGGAAGCUUUGAUGCAAGUGAUUCUAACACCAACUCUUUAUUCUCAGCAACCAUUUCCGAUUCCACAAAGAACGGAGAUGCAUCUGCUUCUUCUUCAGGAGAAAAUAAUCAUGAAUACACAAGUUCCUCAAGUUCAUCUAAAGGAAAAGGCACUGCAGAUGGUCAAGCUGGAACUUUUGGCAAAUACACUGAUGCUGUUCAAGGUGUUUCUAAGGGAAAUGGAAAUUCUGCAGAUACAUCAGUUAGUGACUAUUCCAACUUUGUAGGAGCAACUACAGGUGACGUCACCACACAAGGAAGUGGAUCUGCUGAAUUCAAUACUGCCUCAAAUGGAAAAGGCUAUAUCGCAUCUGUUACUGGUCACUCGUCAAGUAAUGGUGGUUCCCAAGUUAUUACCGAAGCUGUAGCAAGUUCAUCUCCAAUAUCUUAUCAGGGUACGGCUACUGGAAGCUCCACCAACAAAGGAUCGUAUUCCCAAAUCAAUGGUUUCGGAUCUUAUCCUGAUCUUCCUUACUUAUUACCCAGUUUUACUAUUCCAGCUGCAGCUGGCGAUUAUCCUUUUUCAACUCCAUAUGCAGAAAGUUAUGGAGUCUAAAUCUAUAUUGUAUACUGACGUAGCUAAAGAAUAGUAUGCAAAAGUGUUUUUUGUGGAAGCUAAUAAAAUGCGCUUUGAGAAGGUAUUCUAAACCAAGUAGGAGUAAAGAAUUGUGCAAGAUAUUAUAUAUCAACCAGGUUUCUGUUAUACCAGAAUCGUUUUAAUAUUCCUUGUAACAAGUAUUACCCAAAUGAAACUAAUGAUUAUAUAUAUUCAAUCUGCCAAUAGAUGGAAUAAGGUGAAAUUUCAUGUUUGGAGGAAAUCGCCGUCGAUAAAUGGUUUGUUGAGGUAAGUAUAUCUAUGAGUGUUCUUUAUGGAUUAUGCAAGGAAUGGGCGAUAUGAUGAUAGUUAGUGUCACUACAGUUUUUUUGUAGUAAUAGGAAGUGCCGUUUGAGUUCAAUUUGUAUAGAGGCAAUACAAGUUGACGACGUUGAGAAAACACAACCAUCUGAAAGUUUUAGAACAUGCCCUAUUGUGUCGACCAGUAUAUAUACUUACUUGACAGUUGACUGACUUUGGUUGUUGUUAGGUUUCCAAAAAGUCACUGAGACAGAAAGAGAAUUGCAUAGAUAUCUACUCUUCAAUGCCGAAGCCACUAUAUACAAAUAGUAGGAAUAAAGAUUAUAAAGGUUCUUGUACCAAUGAAUUACUUUGAAUUUCU